Cercopithifilaria johnstoni is the source of this 714-nucleotide messenger RNA. The record is from the annotation of a GenBank genome assembly. Lineage: Eukaryota; Metazoa; Nematoda; Chromadorea; Rhabditida; Onchocercidae.
AUGCAACUGCUGCAGUCACAAAUAAACUCUGGACAAGCACACCUAUUACCUGAAUUUGAAACAACGUUUCUCACUUCAAAUUUGUCAUCCCGUGCCACAAAUACAAUAACUAAUGUUACAGCUGAAGCACUAAGCACAUGUGAUAAUAUCCGAACGGGUGGUGAGAAUGUUAGCUGUGUUUCACGCGAGAUUGAUUCCAGAACAUCCAGUAUUCUGGGAAAUGCUGUUGAUGAAAAUGAUUGUCCGACAUUUUCAGCAGACAAAUCUAAUAAAAUAAUGCAAGAUCAUUUUCUGGAUGAGGAUUCGCUGUUAGAAAAUUUGCCCAAAUUUGAACACUGCAGUGGAAGCGGAAGCGGUUUGCCAUGUGAAUUAAUACGCAGUGUAAAUUGGCUGCAGUCAAGGUUGCCAAAUGCGAAACCAGGUUUUGAGAUCUAUGGCAAUGAUGGAUAUGUUUCAAAACAAAGGAAGCAAGUUUUGCAAACGAGAAACAUCCCUCGAAGUACUGGUAUUUCUACCCGUGGUGCCAAUGAAGGAAGGUCAAGGGGAAUAUUUGCAGGCUUACCUCCUCCGAUGCCUGCAUGUCAUCAGUUGAAUGACAGCAACUGGCGCAGGCAUUCACAAAAUGGUCCUCCAUCGAAGAACUACCCUACACGUCCUUUCUCGACUAGUGAUGGCUUUGUUCGUAGUCGAGAGCGAAGCAGUUAUGAUAAGUAG